UACUGAUUUUCUUUUCUUUUGGCUACUAGUUUCAGGCUCUCUCAGCAACCAAACACUCAACUUUCUCGCCCAGCGAGAAAAUUUUCAGCUCACAGAUCCACAACUCAACUCUCUGCUUCCUCCCGUUAGUUUCCCCCCAAGAAAGCUGCAAUCUUGCUCAAUAAUAUAUUAGAUUACGCUUUCUCUUUUUCAUGGUCUCUGCUCAGAGCUCAACUCUGUAGACUGUCGUCAAAAGAAUUUCUUGCUCUUUCUCUUUCCCGUUUCCCAAUCCCAACCCAAGCAUCGAUUUCCCCAAAAUUUCCCUUUUUCUUCCCCGAAUUCCACGGUCUAUGUUCUUGCUUAGAUUGCACACAUGCCGGAGAAAUCAGGACUGAAUUCUCCGAGGUCCUCCUCCAAGGCCUUCGCAUGGCUUUUCCGCCCCAGCCCUCUGCAUCAAUGGCGGUUCCACUUCCUGACCGCCAUGGUCUUCGUGAGCAUGGUGGUUGUUUGGAGCAUCGACGGCUGUACUAUUAAGAGCUUCGUCGAAUCUUUGAGAUCCACCAAGCCACAGCUCAUCACAGCCGCAAAGUUUCGUCCCCAACCCACCGCGAGUCUAGCUCAAGAAAAUCCCCACCGGGAAAAUUUCACCACCGCCGACGCCGAUUUCACGCUCCGCAACGAGACCGCCAUUUUCGCCUCCUCCUCAGCCGCAGCUGAUGCUCCUGCGAGUCCGAUUCUUCCUCUGGGCCGCGACGUGCUCAACGGCAGCAGCAAUGCCUCCGCCGCGAGCUCGCAGGAAGAUGGGUUGUUAGUACAGAUGCCGGUGCGAAUGGAAGAAGAGUCGAGCGGCGGCGAUGCGGAGUGGGUGACGGCGGAGCUUGAGGCUAAUUUCACUUCCGGGCUUCUCUCCCGGUGGCUGGCUCCCGGCGGGGAGGCAUGCAAAGAUUCACACACCGAGGAAAUCGCGAUUCCAGAUCUGGACGGGAAGAAGGGUAUUCUGGAGCUUACCGCCGGACAUUCACACGAGUUAAUUUUCCAGGCGGUGGACGAGUCCAAGAACCCUCGUUGCUCCGGCGGGGAUUACUUCGAAUCGGAUCUUUCAGGUCAGACAUGGAAAUCUCGGCCUCUAGUCAAAGAUUUCGGGAACGGGAAUUACUCAAUUACCCUCCAAGUUCACCCCGAUUUCGCCGGAGAUUACGACCUCACUCUCAUCCUCCUCUACCGCCAUUUCGAGGGUCUAAAAUUCUCGCCGGGCAGAUUCGCCAUCGACAAAGAGCUCCGCAAGCUCCGAGUCAGAUUCACCGCCACAGGUAACAUCCAAUUACCGCAGUUAAAAGCUUGCUCGAACUCCGAUUUCAGUAGAGAUUUAUGGGUUGGGAGAUGGACUCGGCAUGGUAAAAACGACGAUUGCAAGAUUAGUUACGACGGCCGGUACCGUUGUUUGCCCUCCGAUUUCCCCUGCCGGAAUCCUUGGUGUAGAGGUUCAUUGGGGGAAUUGGAAAGCAACGGCUGGGUUUACUCCACACACUGCUCUUUCAACCUCUACCAGCCCGAUUCGGGCUGGAAUUGCCUCAAGAACAGGUGGAUUUUCUUCUGGGGCGAUUCCAAUCAUGUGGACACAAUCAGGAACUUGCUCAACUUCGUGUUGAAUCUGCCCGAUGUGAAAUCCGUCCCACGAAGAUUCGAUCGGAACUUCACCAACCCCAACGACGCGUCUCAAUCGGUUCGUAUCACCAGCAUUUUCAACGGGCAUUGGAACGAGACACAGAACUACCAGGGUCUGAAUUCGUUGCGAAAUGAUGGGUUUAGGGACCUGCUGAAGAAGUACUUCACUGAAGAUACUGUGCCCGACACCGUGAUCAUGAACUCUGGACUCCACGACGGGAUAUACUGGCCAAACUUGAGGCAAUUCGCCGGAGGAGCUGACUAUGCUGCUCGGUUCUGGGGCGAGGUGAUGGAUUCGGUGAGGCGGAGAGGGCUGGCUGCUCCGCGGGUCAUUUACAGGACGACGGUGACCACUGCUGGGGACGCGAGGAAGAUGGCGUUUAAUCCGAGCAAGAUGGAGGCGUUCAAUUGGGUGGUGCUGGACAAGUUCAGGAGGGCCGGGGUGAUGGACGGUGUGGUGGAUGACUUCGACAUGACGUUCCCUUGGCAUUUCGAUCACCGGUGCAGCGACGGAGUGCAUUACGGGAGAGCUCCGUUGAGAAUGAAGUGGAAGGACGGCGAGAUUGGACACCAGUACUUUGUGGACAUAAUGCUGGCUCAUGUGUUGCUCAAUGUCCUAUGUGCGAGAUGAGAAAUGACAGUGGUGUACAUAAGUUCAUGUAGACCGAAUUGCAGGCAUUCUGCAGCUCCUCCUCAGGAGAGGGGCAUUCUUUUUGUUGGUUGGGUUGAUGCUAGAGUUACAGAACUCUGUAUGCAUUCUUUCUCCUCUUGUUCUUAGCUUGUAGUAUAUAAUACAAGAUGUUUAGAAGGGUGGUCUACACUUGCAGAUUUUUUUUUCUUCGUUGAAUCAAUUGCUUUUAUUCCA
Molecule: messenger RNA, 2509 nt
Organism: Linum trigynum
Lineage: Eukaryota; Viridiplantae; Streptophyta; Magnoliopsida; Malpighiales; Linaceae
Source: the annotation of a GenBank genome assembly